Molecule: messenger RNA, 2277 nt
Organism: Conger conger (European conger)
Lineage: Eukaryota; Metazoa; Chordata; Actinopteri; Anguilliformes; Congridae
Gene: zbtb22b
Product: zinc finger and BTB domain containing 22b
Exons: 4
Coding region: 193-2277 (694 amino acids)
Biological process (GO): regulation of transcription by RNA polymerase II
Molecular function (GO): protein binding; DNA-binding transcription factor activity, RNA polymerase II-specific; RNA polymerase II cis-regulatory region sequence-specific DNA binding
Source: RefSeq, a predicted model, not a curated record
UCGGCCAACUAAACGCGCUGUCUGGGACCUUAAAGGCGGUGCACGGCGGCUGAUCUCAGAAAAUAAUGGGAGGUUUAGGAGUCGCAACCAGUUGAAAAUAAAACGAAGCCACAGCUCCUGGACCGGUUUGAAGUGGCGGUGGACGUGCAGCUAUUAUUUUCACCGUUUGGGAACGUCUAUUGGAAAACCCCCAUGCAGUCUGCGUCAGUGGAGCAGGGCUGCAGCAGUGCCUGUGGCGCCCCCGGUGGCUCGGUGGUGCAAGUGUGCUUCCCCAGUGUGCGAGCGGCGGUGCUGGACAGUCUGAACCGGCAGAGGGAGGAGGGCAGACUGUGUGACCUCUCCAUCCAGGUGCAGGGCCAGGUGUUCAGGGCCCACCGCUGCGUGCUGGCCGCCUCCUCGCCCUACUUCCACGACCAGGUGCUGCUGAAGGACAUGUCGACCGUCUCCAUCCCGGCGGUGAUGGACCCGCUGGCGUUCGAGAGCGUGCUGAGCUGCGCCUACACGGGCCAGCUGCGCAUGCUGCGCGACGACAUCGUCAACUACCUGACGGUGGGCAGCGUCCUGCAGAUGUGGCACAUCGUGGACAAGUGCACCGAGCUGCUGAAGGAGGGGCGGGGCGGGGGCGGCGGCCAGCCCGCCGGGGGCGGGGCCCAGGGCCACCCCAGCAGCAGCGGCGGGCCUGGAGGGGGUGUGGCCCAGCCCGGCGACGCCCACUCCGGCCCGCCCAGCCGGCCUUCCCUGAGCGAGAGCCAAUCGCCGAGCAGCACCAACUACUUCAGCCCCAGGGAGGCGGGGUUUGGAGGGGGAGGGGGCGGGGCCGGGGGCGGGGCGUCCGGGGGCGCGGGGGAAGGCGGGCUGAACUCGACGCCCAGCUACUGCACGCCCUCUGGCGGGGAGGAGAGCUUCCUGAUAGAGGACGAGGAGCAGGAGGAGGAGGAGGAGGAUGAGGAAGAGGAGGAGCUCCUUCUCUACCCCCGGAAGCGGGAGAGGGGAAGCGGGAGGAGGAAGAAGGCUGCGUCAGUGCCCGAGCAGGAGGCGGGCGUGAGUGACAGUUUCGGGGUGUCGUCCUACCAGGGCGGGGACCCCUUGCCCCCACUGAAGCGGCCCACCUACAGCCAGCCCAGCAUCAUGCCCCGCAAGCAGUGGGUGGUGGUGAAGACGGAGCGCGCCCAGGACGAAGAGCUCAUCGUGGUGUCGGGCGAGGAAGGAGGGGAGGAGGAGGAGGAGGAGGAGAGGGAGAGGGAGAGGGAGAGGGAGAGGGACCGGGACAGGGACAGGCAGAGGGAGAGGACCUUCAGCAUCUCCGACGUUAGAACUCUCUCUGCAGAGCUGAGCAGCCGAGCUGAAGCUGAGAUGCAGGUGGAUUACUGCCAGUCCUCUGAAGACUACCUCAAGUUCGACAGCGGCCUCGUGGACCAGGCCCCCCCUCAGCACCCCCACCACAGCACCUCGGGCUCCAGCGCGGGGGCCGCGAGCCGGUCCGCCCCUGCCCUCCUGGGCCCGGCCCAGAACAGUGGCCCCCGGGCCCAGCUCUUCCCCAUAGACAUGCAGGGGAACCAGAUCCUCCUCUACAGCCAGGCCUCCCUGGAUGGCUCCCCCUCCAUGGGGGCCUCCUCCCUGAAGGGGCUCGGCCUGGAGCACGGGGCGGUCCACCUCUCGGGCCACGGCGGCAGCGGAUUGGACGGGCCGGAGGGGGCGGGGGGCGGGGCCCUCGGCAAGGUGUUCAUGUGCCACUGCGGCAAGACGUUCACCCACAAGAGCAUGCGGGACCGGCACAUCAACAUGCACCUGGACCUGCGGCCCUUCCACUGCCCCGUGUGCGCCAAGAAGUUCAAGAUGAAGCACCACCUGACGGAGCACAUGAAGACGCACACGGGCCUGAAGCCCUACGACUGCCAGGGCUGCGGCAAGAAGUUCAUGUGGCGCGACAGCUUCGUGCGUCACCGGUCGCACUGCGAGAGGCACGAGGGCGCGGCCGUGGUCUCGCCCCCCCACCCCCACCCCCACCCCCACCAGCAGCACCUCAACAGCGACCUCAGCCAGAGUGGCGUGGCCGGCAGAAGUGGCGUCUCCGUUUUGUCGCCCCCUCAUCAUCCCGGCGGGGGCGGCGCCGGGCUUCCGGGGCUGACUCUGGCCGGGCCGGGCGGGCUUUUGGGGGUGUCCCAGCAGGGCGCCGCGCACGGUCUGGGGCCGGCGGGUUUGGGGCUGGGCGGGGCCCACGGCUCGUGUUCGGACGACGUGUGCGAAGUCAGCGUGAGCGAGAGCAGCAUCACUUAA